GCAUCUCUGGGUUCCGAAGCCCCUGCCUCGUCCCUCCCCCUUCCUCCUCCCUCCUCCUCCUCCUCCUCCUCCUCCUCCCCGCCGGUUGCCCCCUCUUCCUCUCCAGCCCCGGGCACCUCGGCUCCAGGACUGCGCUGCGGGCACGGCUAGCGGGGGGUUCCGGUGCCUGGGGGAGUGUCGGAUCCUUUUUUCUCUUCCCCCCCCCCUUUUUUUUUCUUCUCCCCUCUGUCUCGCCACCCACCCGGGCUGAUGUGCUGUGCGAGAGGGGGGACAUGGAAGUGUUGAUGCUGUGGCUCUUCCCCUGGAUGUUUCAGUGCGUCUCGGUGCGGGCGGACUCCAUCAUCCACAUCGGUGCCAUCUUCGAGGAGAAUGCGGCCAAGGACGACGAGGUUUUCCAGCUGGCCGUGUCCGACCUGAGUCUCAACGAUGACAUCCUGCAAAGCGAGAAGAUCACCUACUCCAUCAAGUUCAUCGAAGCCAACAACCCCUUCCAGGCUGUGCAGGAAGCCUGUGACCUGAUGACCCAAGGGAUCUUAGCCUUAGUCACAUCCACCGGCUGCUCCUCUGCAAAUGCCCUCCAGUCCCUCACGGAUGCCAUGCACAUCCCACACCUCUAUGUCCAGCGCAACACGGGCGGCUCCCCCCGCACCGCCUGCCAUCUGAACCCCAGCUUGGAUGGAGAGGAGUACACCCUGGCCUCAAGGCCCCCUGUCCGCCUCAAUGAUGUGAUGCUCAAGUUGGUCACAGAGCUGCGGUGGCAGAAGUUCAUCGUCUUCUAUGACAGUGAAUAUGAUAUCCGUGGGCUUCAGAGUUUUCUGGACCAAGCCUCAAGGUUGGGGCUGGACGUCUCCCUGCAAAAGGUAGACAGAAACAUCAGCAGAGUGUUCACCAGCUUGUUUACCACCAUGAGGACGGAAGAACUGAAUCGCUAUCGGGACACAUUACGGAGAGCCAUCCUUCUGCUCAGCCCCCGGGGAGCCCAGACAUUCAUCAACGAGGCAGUGGAAACCAACCUGGCUUCAAAGGAUAGUCACUGGGUCUAUGUUAAUGAGGAAAUCAGUGACCCGGAGAUCCUGGAGCUGGUGCACAGUGCUCUGGGCAGAAUGACUGUGGUCCGCCAGAUCUUUCCCUCCGCAAAGGACAGCCAGAAAUGUACAAGGAAUAACCAUCGGAUCUCAUCACUGCUCUGUGACCCUCAAGAAGGUUAUCUGCAAAUGCUGCAGGUCUCCAACCUCUACCUGUACGAUAGUGUGCUGAUGCUGGCCAACGCCUUCCACAGAAAACUAGAAGACAGGAAGUGGCACAGCAUGGCAAGCUUGAACUGCAUGAGGAAGUCCACGAAGCCAUGGAACGGAGGAAGAUCCAUGCUGGAGACCAUAAAGAAGGGUCACAUUACUGGGCUCACUGGAGUGAUGGAAUUCCGAGAAGACAGCUCUAAUCCUUAUGUCCAGUUUGAAAUCCUUGGUACCACGUACAGUGAGACGUUCGGCAAAGAUAUGCGCAAGCUGGCAACGUGGGAUUCUGAGAAAGGACUGAACGGCAGCCUGCAGGAGAGACAUACGGGCAGUGAUUUACAAGGACUGACCCUGAAAGUGGUGACUGUCUUGGAAGAACCUUUUGUGAUGGUGGCAGAGAACAUUCUUGGGCAGCCCAAACGUUACAAGGGAUUCUCCAUUGAUGUCCUGGAUGCACUAUCCAAAACACUGGGUUUCAAAUAUGAGAUCUAUCAAGCUCCUGAUGGCAAAUAUGGACACCAACUCCACAAUACAUCUUGGAAUGGAAUGAUUGGAGAACUCAUCAACAAGAGAGCAGACAUGGCCAUCUCGGCUAUCACUAUAACUCCUGAACGUGAAAGUGUGGUGGAUUUUAGCAAGCGGUACAUGGACUAUUCGGUGGGAAUUCUCAUCAAGAAGCCAGAGGAGAAAAUCAACAUCUUCUCUCUCUUUGCUCCCUUUGAUUUUGCCGUCUGGGCCUGCAUCGCAGCUGCUAUUCCCGUGGUUGGUGUCUUGAUAUUUGUGUUAAACCGGAUCCAGGCGGUCAGAGCCCAGAAUUCUUCCCAGCCCAACCCAUCUGCAUCCUCCACGCUUCACAGCGCCAUAUGGAUUGUGUAUGGAGCCUUUGUCCAGCAAGGAGACGAGUCAUCUUCAAAUUCCGUUGCUAUGCGAAUUGUGAUGGGGAGUUGGUGGCUCUUCACGCUGAUUGUGUGUUCAUCCUACACGGCUAACCUCGCUGCCUUUCUCACGGUGUCCCGGAUGGAUAAUCCUAUAAGAACAUUUCAGGAUCUGGCCAAACAAAUGGAUCUGUCUUACGGCACAGUCAAGGAUUCUGCCGUCUAUGAAUACUUUAAAGCCAAAGGCACCAAUCCACUGGAGCAGGAUAACACAUUUGCGGAGCUCUGGAGGACCAUUAGUAAGAACAACGGGGCUGACAAUUGCGUCUCCAAUCCAUCUGAAGGCAUCAGGAAGGCAAAGAAAGGGAGCUACGCUUUUCUCUGGGACCUCGCAGUGGUGGAGUAUGCAGCCCUGACAGAUGAUGACUGUGCAGUGACCGUCAUUGGGAACAGCAUCAGCAGUAAGGGUUACGGGAUCGCGCUCCAACAUGGCAGCCCCUACAGGGACCUCUUCUCCCAAAGGAUCCUGGAAUUGCAGGACACAGGAGACCUGGACGUCCUGAAGCAGAAGUGGUGGCCGCGGAUGGGGCGCUGUGAUCUGAAUGGCCACACCGGCGCUCAGACUGACGGGAAGUCCCUGAAGCUCCACAGCUUUGCCGGCGUCUUCUGCAUUUUAGCUGUCGGACUCCUCCUUGCCUGCUUGGUGGCAGCCCUCGAACUGUGGUGGAACAGCAACCGUUGCCGCCAGGAAACGCCAAAAGAGAUACAGCAUGGGCAACAUCAGUGCACCCUACCCCACUCUGCCCCGCCAAUGUGCCUCAACCUUGACCUGGAGAGACCAACUUUAGGGGAUAAAGAAGUCAACCUGGAGCAGGUGCACAGACGUAUGAACAGCUUAAUCGAUGAAGACAUCGCCCACAAGCAGAUUUCCCCCGCGUCCAUUGAGAUCUCGGCUCUGGAGAUCGGGGGCAUGCCUUCCAGUCAGACCUUAGAGCCCGUGCGCGAAUACCAGAACACUCAGCUCUCGGUCACCACGUUUUUGCCAGAACAGACAGGCCACGGACCCAGCAGGACACUCACAUCUGCCUCCGGCAGUAACCUGCCGCUGCCCCUCAGCAGCUCAGCUACCAUGCCCUCAAUACAAUGUAAACACAGGUCACCGAAUGGAGGACUAUUUCGUCAAAGCCCCGUAAAAACCCCCAUCCCAAUGUCUUUUCAGGCUGUGCCCGGGGGGGUCAUUCCAGAAGUCAUGGAGCCUUCCCAUGGAACAUCCAUAUGAUCCUGACAAACCGAUCAUCCAAGCAACCAACCAGCAGAGCUUUUUAAUACAAUUAAAAAAAAAAAGAAAAAAAAAGAAAAAAACUCUUACCUUUUUCUUGUACAUAUCUGUAAAUAACGGAAGAAUGAAGUGGGGUAAAAGUGUAUUUUGAAUAUUCCCAAUUUUCGAAGUCAGUAAAAAAAAACAAAAACAAAAAAUGUAUGAAUGACUUUGUAAAUUUUGUUCUAUAUGAAUAAAAAGGCAAAUUCCUUGUGAUCGUUCUGCAGUGCCAAAGAAGACGUGUUACUGGGACUGAGGGCAGGAAGCCUUUUUCAGAGAUUUUAACCCAUUCCCUUUUUGGUGGGGCGAGGGGUAUCGAGUAAAAGGGGAAGUUUCCAUUUUCCUUAAGCUCAGCAUCUCCUCUUCCAGAGGGCUAUCUGGGCCUUCUAUUUCUCCCAGUCCAAUCAAUCGAUCAAUGGUUUGUAUCAAGUGCUUACUGUGUGCAGAGAACUGUAGUAAACACUGGGGGAAAGUAUACUACAUCAGAGUUGAACCCUGCCCACAAGGAGCUUACAGUCUGGAAAUGAGCAGACCUUUGCCUAGUCCAAUCAUUUGUUAAAAAAAAAAAAACACAAAACAAAACAAUAAAAAAAACCCCAACAAUCCGCAAAUCAAAGCAAUUGCAUUCUGCUAACAAGAACGGCUACCCCAUCAAAAGAACUCACUCUGGGGUGCCGAGGGAUUCGAUCAUAUGACAUGCUGCUUGUCUUUGAAAUGAUUUAGUCAUGUUCCCAUCACCCAUUGUUCUCACUUUUCUUUUGGAUAACUCUGUUUGAACCCAGGUCAUGGGAAGAGCCGGGGCAAGUCUAUAAGUCACAGCUUUUGGAGUCUGCUGUAUUCCUUAAAGGCACGUUUGGGUAAGAGGAGGUCCCUAAUGGAUAGGAAUAAAAGCCUUAGUGGGAGGGGCUAUGUGGCUGAUGCCAGCCCCGGGUGGGCAGCCUCUGUUUUGCAGCACUCUGGGAGGGGGAGGAUAAAUGUUAUUUCCUGCUGGAGGUCCCAUCCUUAAAUGAUCUGGCCGAAUCAGAUCCACCACGAAGCGAGGCUGUGAAUGGGGAAUGACUUUUGCUUUCACUUUUCUCUCAUUUCAUGGCUUUUUAGAGAGUAGGUUCCUCCCCUGUGUGGUUUUUUUUAAUUCUUUUUUAUCAUUGCAGGGGUGAUCUAAUUGAGAAUGGCCCCAGUGCACUUCAAAAGAAAUAUACCAUUUCCCCAAAGCAACCCUUCCGGAUUCCCCAGCCAGUGCCCUCAGAUGACCUUAAUUGUAAUUGAUUUGGGAUCAAAGACAAUCUUCCCCUCAUCCUUCCCAUCACUAUCCCCAUCACCGGGAUCACCCUAGGCCAUAGUAUGGGCCGAGCCCUGUCCAACUGUUACCAUCUGGACCUGCUCGAUUCAAGUGAUUUGAUCCUAGGAUAGAAGGCAGUGACUACAAGGACCUUUCUUCUUGCCGCUGAUAUCAGCACCAGGCUUUGUAACCCAUUGGACUGGAAAAUGGAAGUCUAUCUUUCAGAAACAGCAAAGUUUCCCACUGGAUGAAGGAAAAACAGAAAUGGGCUGGGGCUCCCACCCCACCAGAAGUCAUUAGGUGACUAGAGAGUGUAGGAUUGUGUUCCUGGAGAAAUAAAAAGUCCAAUUGAUUGCCUCUUAUAUUGCCUUGUAUAGGUACUUGCAAGAUGUAUUUAUGGGGUGAUAACUAGCCUGGCAUUGAUUUCUUUUCUGCAGUCCCCAGGGAAAUGAUUGACCAGUAAGGGGAAGCUAAAUCUAAUAGUUGGCUAAAAACACCCCAGGGAAAAGGUGUUUAUAUUAUUUAUCUGUGAAUGCUGAUAAUUGGCCAAUAUUAGCGUGGUCAAGGUGAUUAAUUUCCAUUACUCAAAUCAAGUUUGAUUUGGGAUGAAGAUGAUACAGUUCAUGGUUACAGCACUAGGAGGGCUUCCUGCUGGAAAUGCAUUAUAGAUCUGCAGGUUGGAAGACAAUUAGUCGAAGUAAAAGGAGAUGAACUAUUGAACCACAUAUUUUUUCAUCUGCAAGUAAAGGGCCCUGAUCCAGGGGGUUUCAUUUUGCUUCAUUUAUUAAAAAUCCACCUACCUUCUCAGCGUUUUUCCGCUCUUGAAACUGACGCUUGUUUCCUGCCCAAAAAUGUUUUUCCUCAUUCAAGACUUACUGAGAUAGUCCCUAUUGAAUGGUGUUGCAAAUUGGUUUUCUAACAGAGAAGAUACGGGAGGGGAGAGAGAGAGACAGAGAUAAAGAGAAAAGAAGAAGAAGGACAAAUGUAAUUCACAUAGGAGUAUUUGUGGAGAAAAAAAAUCUCCCUUAAAAUGUAAUGGCCAGAUUAAGGUUUUUCACCCAGUAUUAUUUUUCACUUGUAUUCACUUAAUUCAUUUAACUAAUUAAAAUACUUCAGUGAGUACU
Molecule: messenger RNA, 5831 nt
Organism: Tachyglossus aculeatus (Australian echidna)
Lineage: Eukaryota; Metazoa; Chordata; Mammalia; Monotremata; Tachyglossidae
Gene: GRID1
Product: glutamate ionotropic receptor delta type subunit 1
Exons: 17
Coding region: 273-3389 (1038 amino acids)
Biological process (GO): monoatomic ion transport; modulation of chemical synaptic transmission; synaptic transmission, glutamatergic
Cellular component (GO): postsynaptic membrane; plasma membrane
Molecular function (GO): glutamate-gated receptor activity; transmitter-gated monoatomic ion channel activity involved in regulation of postsynaptic membrane potential
Source: RefSeq, a predicted model, not a curated record